Molecule: messenger RNA, 2473 nt
Organism: Photinus pyralis (common eastern firefly)
Lineage: Eukaryota; Metazoa; Arthropoda; Insecta; Coleoptera; Lampyridae
Gene: Cpap1-i
Exons: 4
Coding region: 62-2290 (742 amino acids)
Cellular component (GO): extracellular region
Molecular function (GO): chitin binding
Source: RefSeq, a predicted model, not a curated record
CUUUCACUAACAUGGUUUGAAGAUGCGCUCUUAGGCUUCAGUCAGCGUCCGACCUGCAAUCAUGAUAGGUGUUAGUGUAUUUAUUAUAAUAGCGGUGUGCGCGGAAUGGAGUUCCGCUCAAUUUCUCAAUCACCGGCCGUAUCCAACUUACAGCUUAGAGAACAUGCCGGAUACGGGUUUCUCAUGUAGGGAUAAAAUUUUAGGAGGCUAUUACGCUGAUCCUGAAACGCAGUGCCAAAUGUUCCAUGUCUGCGUAAAAGUCUCGGGUGUUGGUGUACAAGAUUUUCGUUUCCUUUGCUCAAAUGGCACCGCUUUUGAUCAGGAUCAUCAGAUCUGUGCAGAUUGGCAGGACGUGGAUUGCGAUGCUACAACGCUUUACUAUUCGAGCGACAACUUCGACCUUUACCGUAUCGGUUCAGGUUUUGAAUCGAAAGCUGUGAAAUACGGUGAAGAUGAAGAACCGUUCUCGCUGCAGCGCGCUGAGACGGGUGACGUAAGGAUAAACCGCGAGCAUCAAGCGCAGAGAAUUAAUCAACAGCGCGAGAACUACAAUUAUAGGCCCUCUAACAAUCAGCAACAUAAUACUAAUCGUAACUCCUAUAAUAGCAAUAAUAGCGAAAAGGAUAUCUUUAAGAGCUCCAGCAGCUCGAAUUUCUUUAACAACAGAAAUGGUGGUAAAGAAACCGAUGAUGACGAUUAUGAAUCUGGCGGAAACCAAAAUCAGGAUAAUGACCAAUACCAAAGGCGAAAAUUAUCCGGACGCAAGCAGAAUCGGCGGCCUAUUAACGAAAAUUCGACUGAGAGACCUCGACCGAAUGGCUUCUCAAACAAUUUUGCCGGUAGUAGUUAUUUGCCAUCUAGCACAACUGUUCGUUCAACCCCCGUUGUCACUGAAAACCCCCAGUAUAACCCAAGAACUCGCCCACGCGCUCGAGUUAGCCCCCAAUACAACAACGCCGAUAACUUCCGCCAAUCGACAGGUAAAGGGUACGAAGAUGAUGGUAGAUACCGCGGAGAGAAUAAUAAUAAUAAUAAUGGGCAGUAUAAUCGUAAUUUCCCAACUACCCAAUACGCAGUGAGUACCCCCACGCCAUUUAAACAGUAUAAUGGAGAAAAUAGUACACCCAGAUAUAAUUUUAAUCCCUCGACUUCAUCGGCUCCACAAACUCAGGCGCGAUCGACGGAAAACUACCCCUCAGCAUUCAGUCAACCCCAACAAAGAUACCAGAAUGCUCAAAGGGUAACUGAAAAUUACCCCUCAACUAACUUAAAUAAACAAGAAAACUACCAGACAGCUUCUGUGCAAACGCAAACGCAGACUAGAGAAGCAGAAAUCUACCGCAAUACGGCUCAGCAGCAACAACAGCAGCAAUAUUACAAGGAUCAAUACGAAACGACGAAAGUGAAACCGUAUGAAAGUUAUCCCACCGCGUAUAAUACUCAAACGAAAAAACCAACAACCCCAUUUAAACAAGCAGAGAAUUAUCCAACAACGUACUCGCCAAAACAAACCAAAGAUUUUAAGAACGUACCUUAUACGCAACAAUCGAGCACAUACUCUCCGGAAACCAACCCUACCUACACCCAAGGAAAUCAGCAGCCAACAACCUACAAUAGGCCAAGUGUUUCUAUCCAACACACCCCUCCGGUAACUAACCAUCAGCAGCAGGACACAGUAAAAACAACAUUCAACACAAGUCCGCCCAGUAGUCAACCAACAAUUAAUCAACACCCGACUUUCAAACAAACACCAAUCUACAACUCGGCACCAAUUCAGCGUCAAACACCCCAAUACACCCAAUACACACCGACCGUUCCGCGCAUCACAACCCCAUACCACUCAUCAACCACCCCCGCAAUUCCUCGCCGGUCGAAUCGCUUCGACGAAACGCAAUACGACGACGGAUCCUACAACUCCAAAUACGACAACGAGGACGACAAGCGCGACGAGGAAUUCCUGAAGGCGGCCCACAGCAUAAACAUCGCGAGCAGCCGAAACGAGUACAACCAAAACAGCAGGAACGCGCCGUCGACGACGCAAAAACCGCGACCGUUCUCCGUCACGCCCGCCCCCUACAAACCGACCGAGAACCUAACGACCCACAGGCCGAACGUCAGCAAACAAUCGCCGCCGCCACCGGCGACGAACAAUUACAGAAGUACAGCGCCCGCGAAAAAGGUUAAGGAUGUCAGUUACGAUUACGCCUAUUACGACACGAACGUCGGCAGCGAUCACGAGUACGAUAUAGCGGUGGAUAUCGAAAAAUCAGUUAAAAGUAAAAAACAAUAGAUUUAGUAUUAUUAGUAUAGUGAUAUCUUUAAUUUCAUGCAUCUCUCUAUUUAAAAAUGUUUUACCUUGAAACUGUUUCAACUGUGAGUUUUUUUCCUUUUUUUCGUUAAUUUAAUUACUUUGUCCUAAUUAUUGUACAUAUUGUAUUAUUUUAUUAUAAAAAGUUUUUUUUACGUUGUGUUA